Molecule: messenger RNA, 2259 nt
Organism: Spinacia oleracea (spinach)
Lineage: Eukaryota; Viridiplantae; Streptophyta; Magnoliopsida; Caryophyllales; Amaranthaceae
Exons: 5
Coding region: 1-2259 (752 amino acids)
Biological process (GO): DNA transposition
Molecular function (GO): DNA binding; zinc ion binding; transposase activity
Source: RefSeq, a predicted model, not a curated record
AUGAUUGUGCUUACCCAUUCCCCACCACCACAGAACACCCAAAAUGAUCAACCACCCCAUUCCCCACCACCACAGAACACCCAAAAUGAUCAGCCACCCCAUUCAACACCAACACAGAAUCAGUCUGAAGCUGUUAAAAGGAAGGGGGCCAGAACUAGACCUACAGGGUUCAGGGUGAACAAAGUGACUGCCAAGAAAGCUGGAACUUGGGUAUCCAAAGGGAAGGGCAUAGGUAGGAAGGGUAUAGGGAGGUCAAAGAGUGCAAGGGUGUUCACUGAUAUUGAGGAUAUAGGUUCAGAAGAGGAGAGUGAGGAUUCAGAUUGGGAGGAAUCUGAACCAGACUCUGAACUAGAGGAGGAUAAACUUGAUGAUUGGGUUGACUCUGAUGUGGAGGCUGAGGUGAUAACAGAUGAUGUGCCUGACUUAUUGUUUGAGGAAUGUUUGGAUGGUUCUAGUAAGAUGGAUAAGGCCUACAAGAAUGGAAAGAUAUGGACUCAUCAACCAUAUGGGUCCAUCAAAUUAGAACCUUGGUUGAUCUUUCCAGACAAGUCCACUUUCCUAGAUGUUUUGAGGAGUUUUUGCAUACAAGAGGGGUUUGGACUAAGUGUUGAGAGGGCUCACAGUAAGAGGUACACUGCAGUGUGUGCAAUAGAAACUUGUGACUGGAGGAUACAUGCAAGUAAGAUGUUUGACAGUGUCAGUUGGGCUAUUAAGGGGAUCAGUGGGUGCCACAAAACUUGUGGGAGAUUGGAGGAGAACCCUGUGGUGACCUCUGAGUGGCUAUGUAAGAACAUGAUGAGUCUAAUUGAGGCCAACACUGAAAUUCCUGUUGAGACAUUGAGAAGGUAUGCACAGGAGACAUUUCAAUUGAGGGUUAAAAAGAGAUUGUUGUACAAAGUAAGGAGUAUGGCAGUAGAGAAGAUACAUGGUGGUUGGGCUGAGGCUUAUGAGUUGCUUCCUAGGUAUGCUGAGAUGAUUAAACAGACAAACCCAGGAAGUUAUGCACUGAUUUCAUGGGGUGCUACAAGUGGGGAUGUGAACCCCAAGUUCAGAGCUUGUUUCUUCUCCUUUGCUGCUCAAGUCAAGGGGUUUUUGAGGGGGUGCAGGCCUAUAAUUGGAAUAGAUGGGGCUCAUCUAAGUGGGUUUUACAAGGGAAUCCUACUCACAGCUGUUGGCAUUGAUGGGAACAAUGAAAUAUUUGUUCUGGCUUAUGGGAUAGUGGACACUGAGAGCUGUGAUAGUUGGACACAUUUCAUGAGAUGCUUGAGGCAGAUGUUUGAGCAAGAGGGUUGCAACAAAGAUGAUUGGACCUUCAUCAGUGACAGGAUGAAGGGAGUUGACUUGGCAGUGAGAGAUACUUUUCCUAGAGCUACUAGGAGAGUUUGCUUCCAACACUUGUACAUGAAUUGCAAAAACAAUGGAUUUAGUGGAUCUGCUUUCUUCAAACUGUUUUGGAUAGCUGCAAAUGCACACAAUGAGUAUGUGUAUGGUAAAGCAUUAGAGAAGAUCACUGCUCAUGAUCCAAAUGCUGCUGCAUACUUGGACACAUGCCAGGAGCAGUGGUCCAGGCAUAUGUUUGACCCUGCUAGACAUGCCUGUAUUCUCAUUGUUGGAAGAAAGUGGUGUAUGGAGAGGGUUGGGGCAAGAUUUGACAUGGAAAUUGAUAUGGAGGAUGGUCAGUUGACUGAGUAUGCCAAGAAAGAGGUGGAUGAAAGAACAGGAGAGUCUAGGUUCUGCUAUGCUACAGCCUGUGGUGGGGGGGAAUUUGAGGUCAGAGAUGCACAUGUGAACUUCCCCAUCAGGUUAUCAACUAGAAGCUGUGGGUGUGGGAAGUGGCAAAUUUCUGGAAUCCCCUGCAAGCAUGCACUCAGGGUGAUUUAUGACCAAAGGCUGAACCCCAUUGAUUUUGUCUCCCCAUUCUUCAAGUCUGCUGCAUACAAGCUUACAUAUGCAGACCACAUUCACCCCAUGUCAGACCCAACACAGUGGCCUAACUUUUCUCUCCCUACCAUUCAGCCUCCAGUCAUCAAAAGACAAGCUGGCAGACCUGCUAAGAAGAGAAAGAGAGGACCAAAUGAACCCAGGAAGGGGAAGAGAAACAGCAAUGUGAAAUGUGGAAAGUGCAGGGAGUUUGGUCAUAACUCAAGGACAUGUAAGAAUGGAGGACCAAGCACUGGACCAAGCACUUCAGCAGCAGCAGGAGCAAGUACAUCACAAGGGGGUUCAAGGGGGAGGAAAAGAGCAAACACAGCAACUUAA